UUGACUUCUGUGGGCACUUGUACACCUGGUACACUUACUCGGGUACAUACAAAUACACAUAAAACUAAAUAAUGUAUUCUUAAAUUGGGUUUUAUAAUAUUGCCUAACGAUUCAAUAAGGCCUUACAAUGAUGUACCUAAGUCAGGCUUUUCUGCCUUUCAAACAUGGCACGGUCGACUUUUAAGGUUGUAUUAGCAUUUGGCUUCUAAAUACCCCCCCGGGGGCAAGGAAGGUAAGUGACUAAUAGCCAGGCCCAUUGAAAAUUAAUCCUAGAAUUCGGGAUUCUUGCUAGUGUCUAUAGGACAGCGCAAGAAAGCCUGAAUCAAGUUAGCCAGGCCCGAAGGAGAACAGUUAAAAAGGGGCAUUGGAGCUGGAGAGGGUUCCCAUUUAGCAAAGGCUGCGAGACCGGCAGGCUCAGGGCGAUGAAAUAAACGCAGGAGGUCCUCCAUGAAGGUAGAUUUGCCACGUUAGCGGAGAGAGGCGAUCAGAACAGCAGCGGCGGCAGCGAAGAAGUCGCAGGCUUCACUCUUCAGACCCUUGGCCUAGAACUUGGAGGCCCGCAGAAGGCCACACUUGCCCCCAGGCCACCCACGCCCCCAUUCACCCGCACUGCGCCGUUAUCCGUCUGACUGACACCUCGCCCAGCCAAUGAUCUUCGGGGCUUCAAAAGAGCCCGCCUCCAGGAGCUGGGCGUGGCGAACAAGCAAAAUGACAAACAUCUUCGCCAAUAGUGAGGAGGGCGCGGGCGCUGCGGCUGUGCUGACCAAUGAGGAGGAGGAACAGUUUGGAAAGGACGUACCCGGCAGCCAACGCUCGUCGCCGCUGCGGGGUCUCGUGGCUUCCGUUCCGAGAGGGCGGGCCGGCAUCCCAAACGGAAGGUGGUAGUUGCUGCCCGAGCUGGUUUGAAACUGGUGGUCGGGCCGGCCGAGUGUGUCUGUGCGUGUAGCCGACGACCCGCCGGAGGGCUAGGCCGUUCCUGCCCGCCCCGGCCCCGCCUCCCCUCGGAUCCGCGGACCCAAGCCCGGCUCCCCGCCCUUCUCGUGCCCCAGCCCGCCGCCUCUCCGGCCGGCUCUGCGGCCCAGCCGCCACCAUGUCCCUGCACGGCAAACGAAAGGAGAUCUACAAAUAUGAAGCGCCCUGGACUGUGUACGCCAUGAACUGGAGCGUACGGCCGGACAAGCGCUUUCGCCUGGCGCUGGGCAGCUUCGUGGAGGAGUACAACAACAAGGUUCAGCUUGUUGGUUUAGAUGAGGAGAGUUCAGAGUUUAUUUGCCGGAACACCUUUGACCACCCAUACCCCACCACAAAGCUCAUGUGGAUUCCUGACACAAAAGGCGUCUAUCCAGACCUUCUGGCAACAAGUGGUGACUAUCUCCGUGUGUGGAGGGUUGGUGAGACAGAGACCAGGCUGGAGUGCUUGCUAAACAAUAACAAGAACUCGGACUUCUGUGCUCCCUUGACCUCCUUUGACUGGAAUGAGGUGGAUCCUUAUCUUCUAGGUACCUCAAGCAUUGACACAACCUGCACCAUCUGGGGCCUAGAGACUGGGCAGGUCCUGGGGCGAGUGAAUCUCGUGUCUGGCCAUGUGAAGACCCAGCUAAUUGCUCACGACAAAGAGGUCUAUGAUAUUGCGUUCAGCCGAGCCGGAGGUGGCAGGGACAUGUUUGCCUCUGUGGGUGCUGAUGGCUCUGUGAGGAUGUUUGACCUCCGCCAUCUGGAACAUAGCACUAUCAUUUACGAAGACCCACAGCAUCACCCACUGCUUCGCCUCUGCUGGAAUAAGCAGGACCCUAACUACCUGGCCACCAUGGCCAUGGAUGGAAUGGAGGUGGUGAUCCUGGAUGUUCGAGUUCCCUGCACACCUGUCGCCAGGCUAAACAACCACCGAGCAUGUGUCAAUGGCAUUGCUUGGGCCCCACAUUCGUCCUGCCACAUCUGCACUGCAGCGGAUGACCAUCAGGCUCUCAUCUGGGACAUCCAGCAGAUGCCUCGGGCCAUCGAGGACCCUAUUCUGGCCUACACAGCUGAAGGAGAGAUCAACAAUGUACAGUGGGCUUCAACCCAGCCUGACUGGAUCGCAAUCUGCUAUAACAACUGCCUGGAGAUACUCCGUGUGUAGUGUUGGCCCCUCACCUACCAGGCAGGGGCUUGUGUGUUCCAGCCUCUGUCCCCUUCCCUCCCCACGUAAGAAGAUGUUUCCAGUGGCCAGUAUGUCUGUUGUUGCUUUACACCCACCAUGUCUAGAAGCUGCUGUAGGAGUCCAGGCCAGUUACCCUUUGCUGUCUGUGCUGGACUGUGCUGUGUGGCGCCACCGCAGCCCAGGGCUGGGUUUUAAGAUUUUCACUCCUUUCUUCUUCUUUGCUUCUUCAAUUAAACAUUUCUGUGUAUUUGUUUGUCAACUGUUGUGUUCAUGAACAGUACAAGUACUGGCUCUGUUUGUGUCCAUUUGCCCCUGAUGUCUGUCUGUUUACUGCCCAAGGCAGUAGCCCCUGUCUUGUCCCCAUCCAUGUCCAUGCUAGCACUUAAGUGGGAACAAAUGCCAACUUCAGAUUGUCUUUCCUCCUGCUAUCAGUGUCUUUUAACAAACCUCAACUUUGUAUAUUUUUAUCUAUCAGGCUAAUUUUUUUAUGAAAAGAACUUAAUCUUCCUGGUUUCUUGGUUUCCCAGUCCUCCCUACCUCUUUGUACCUUCUUCUCUUCCCUCAGUGCCUGCAGUGGGUACUGGACCCUAGACCCCAAGAGCAGUUUGCCUUCUGAGUCACUGCCUGAGUGGCACACCCUUGACCAGGAGUUCACAACUGCCCUGGUGCUCUAAAGUCUGCUGACUCACCAACCUUUUCUCAGUUUGGGUCUCCUGAAGGCCCACACAGGUCCAGGAUAUACAGGAAGCCUUCUGUUCCACCCUCAUGUUCCUCUCUCUGGCUUCACUAAUGAGUACCUGGUGGAGCUGAGAUAAGCAGGGGCCAGGCUGAAGGAGAAUUGUUUCAGGAAAACUGAAUUUACAUUGUGUUUCCAGUACCUGGUUUUAGAAUCUAUUUUUCCAUUUUAGAACUUGAACGAUAGGCAAGAAAACUCUCUAAGCUAAGUUUUGCUGUUUCUGUUUGUUAAGUUUCCUCUGCUCGGUGGGAUAUUGGCCCAUCUUUGGAUUGAUUGCUCAGAAUGUGAGACUUCCUGAGAGGAGCCAUCUGUGCUUGACCCUGAACAGGACCUUUAGACUGAGAUAGACAAGCAGUUGUCAUAAAGGAUGGGCUGUGGUGAUCGCAGUAACCAAGUAAAUGGCUACAAAAGAAUCAAGGGCCCCAGAGUCAGGCAGCUAAGAUUCUCCACACCUGUGGCACGUGCCUCACCUCAGUUUAGAUUCUGAGCAGUAUUGGACUUUGCAGGCUGCAGUUGGCCAGGCUGACUUCCAGGCCUCAGGUGUCUGUUUCCGUUACAUUAGUGGGUUCCAUGGAUGGAACUUGCAUGUGCUUCUGGUCUUUGAUGAGUCCCUGGCAGAGUCUGGGGCAUGGUCUUGGGGAGAGUGUUCCUGGCUCGUGCCCUGCUGAGCUGCCUGCAGGUCUCUCAGACUCUCUGACUGGAGGAGGGUAGCAGGCCUGAAAGCUGAUGGUUUUGCACACUCACGCUGCCAUUGCUGGAGAAAUAAAUGUUGACUCAUUCUGUUGGGCACAUGGACUCUCUGGCUGAGUCUUUGCUUGCUUCCUACAGCUGAUGUAGUUGUAUACCAAAAGUCUUAGAUUGCUUCGUUACUUGGGGGCUUCUCCCAAAGGAAAAGCAUUUUCAGUCAGGGUGUUUCCCCUCUGCCUUCCUAGUUUGUCACCCUGAUUUCUGGUCUCUGGCUGGCCAUCUGCUAGAGAUUAAUAUUCCUGCACUAGCGUGUGGUUUGUCUUGGAUCAUUUGCAUAUAGAGAGUACAAUUGUGGUUAUCUCUGCUUUUAGUGGUGUUUGCUAGCUAGGUACAGGCACCUCAAGGGAAGCAGGCUUGCUGAUGGUUGCUGCUGAAGGAGCCCUCAGUUUCUUCCUGGGCUGAGUCUACAGUGGAAGUUAGAGUUGGCAGUGGGCUUCCUGGGCAGCGCCUCUGUUCUGGGUGGACUUAAACUUGGGCUGAAUGAUGAGAUUUGUCAACCAAAACUUGAAAAUGAAGUUUUAAAAGGUUAGCAGUAGUUAUUUAGAAUAGAUUUGUAUGGGACAGCUAUGUGCUUUGGAAACCAACCACUUGUGAUGUUUUUUUCCCAUGCUCUGUGGACGUUUGCCGUCUUUCUUCGGUUUCCUUCUCUACCUGUCACCUGGACCAGGUAAGACUCUUGCUGUCUCCAUCUUCAAAUACACAUGCACCCACAGUUGCAGGGUUGCUGGCAUUUGACGUGCCAGCUCGCUCACCCUCUCUGUAGCGUGCAUAGGUCCUCUGUAGCUGAGAACGAGGUUUCUGUUGCCUUGAGAUGCAGAGAGUUGUGUAGCCUUCCCUGAAGCACAGGUCUGUUAAAGUUUCAAAAGCCACUCUGUGUUUGAAUUUGCCAGUUCUUAGACUGACAGGAGUGAGUGGGACCUCCAGACCUGCGGUCCUCCAGUGGCUGCAAUGCUGUUUUGACUUGGCUUUGGCAGGCUAAACCAAGCUCUGGCCUGUGCUUCCUGUGUCUGCUCUAUGGGAGAUUGCAUGCUCAGUCAGGCUGACAGAGAGCUGACGUGGUGACUGGGUCUGAGGCUUUCAUGGGCUUGAGCUUUUCCCACAGGAGAUUAUUUCUCUCCUGGCCUGCAGGGUUAGGGCUUGAAGAGUGAUGACACAUGACAACUGGGUGGUAAUUUUCUACCAAAAUCAGAAUCAUGUCUCAUAACUUGCUACAAUUUAGGAAGAAUAGGAAAAAAUAAGAAUCCUACAGUGUCUUGAUGAUUGUUACUGCUGAAAUUUGGUAUUUUAAGGUAUAGGAAGAGGAAAUAAUACUGGAGAACAUAGAGGGUCUGAGGGGAGUGAGCCUGUGCCUCAGCAUAGUUUGACCUUCCUGCACCAAUAAUCAAGCUUCUGUAUCACUGGCUAGGGGCAGAGAGAGCCCCUCUGUGCAGCAGCGCUGCUGUAGGCGAUGUCCAGUGGUUAAAUUCUAAGUGUUGGGUAUCCGGACAGCACAUGGUGAAACUGUUGUUUGAGGUGGGUUCUUGUGUUGUAGACCAGGCUGUCCUUGAACUUAGGAUCCUAUUAUUUCAGUCUCCCUGAAUGCUGGGAUCACAGGUCUAUGCCCAGUGUCCAUGGCUCUUCUUGUAGCCCCCCUUCCUCCUUUAUCUUCCCUCCCCUUUUUCAUUUUUCUGUUUUGCGUAUGUGGUGAUGGGGCUCAAAUGCAGGCCCGCACAUGCUAGGCAGAUGUUCUACCAUUAAACUACACUCUCUAGCCACCUUUCUUUCAUUUUUCUUAUAUUUUUCCCUAUUAUCUUUCCACUGUAAAAUGUUCUCCCUGAUGCAUCCUGGGCCCUAGAUUCCUAGGCUGUAAGGACAUGUAGGACUCUGGGAUUUACUAAACAUGGUUGGAAAGUCCAAAACUGCACCUUACUUUCCCCGUUGUGUAAAUAUGGCAGUUCAUUUGCUCACCUGGGUUAGGGUAGAGAGUACCGUUGCAGUAGAGGACUCAAAACACAGCGUUUCCUCUAGAGCCUGUACUCAGCACGAGGACGGUGGGGCAUGCUUGAUGUUUAAGUUGGGGUUUCUGAGAGGAGAGCUGACCUGAGCAAAGUCACCAUGAACCCUGAGCCAGGCUUUCCCAGAGCUGUCCUUGCUGCUCUGGUGAGGCAGCAGCUGAGUGUCUCAUGUCUCUGAGCCUUUUCACCCUGAGCCGUCUACGUUCUCUCUCCCAUACUGUCAUUGCUGCUAAUGGUCAGAGUCAAGCAUAUGGCAUGGCGGAAUGAGCAGGUCUUCCUGGGCUGCCAUCUGGAUGUCACUUUUUAAGUGUGGAAACAUGCGGAUGCCUUCUCCAAGAGACUUGGACUAGUGUGUCAGCCAGGAACAAUAAGCUAAGGGAAGCCUGAACUCCAGAAGGAAGAUAUUGACAGUCUGUGUGACAACUGGAAAAUGUGCCGGCACCCGCCUUUGGGACAACUCGGUGGAGCCGAACUGUGCUAUCUUCCAUUUGAAGGAACGCUCUCACCUUGGGCUGAUUGUGAUGUACAAUGUGAUAAAAAUGGUUGAGCUGAAGCUUUGAAUUGCUUUAGUCACUUGCUUUGGUCCCAUGUAUCUUAUGAUCCCUGUCAGUGACUUUCCCUUGCCCCAGCCUGAGUGUGAAUUAUAGCAUGAUUGUAUAAAUCUCUGUGUAGACAUGGAGAUUUCUUGUUCUACAAAAUGUUAAGCUCUAACUUAUCCACUUCUGUGCCCUUUAUAAUCUCAUGUGUAUGAACUUACUUUCUUACAUAUUUAAACUCUCUUUCUGUUCUAAAGCUUUUGUGGCAUCCCUUGUUCAGCUGGAGAGGAAGCUGUCCCUUUGCAGAACUGUACUGUAAUCAUUUCUCCUCUAUAAAUAUUAUUUUCACAGGGCUGAUUGUACACAGGGCUUGUCAUACAAAUUUAACACUGUGCUGUGAACGAGCUGCGGUUUCUCCACUGGAGGUAACUUCAAAAGCACCCGAGGGUGGAGUGUUCCUUCUGUGACUUUACUUUUCCCUACGUACAUUAAGUCUAAUCUCAUGGUUUCAUUCUGUUUCAGCCUCCUGUAUAAGAAGUACCGUAUUUUCUGCCCAUCACACUUUGUAAUAAAACUUGAACAUGUAUAGAUUGAA
Messenger RNA from Psammomys obesus (fat sand rat), 6748 nucleotides. It is a transcript of the gene Dcaf7, whose product is annotated as DDB1 and CUL4 associated factor 7. NCBI's taxonomy places the organism in Eukaryota, Metazoa, Chordata, Mammalia, Rodentia, Muridae. The transcript is spliced from 7 exons. Gene Ontology annotation, cellular component: nucleus. Bases 1091 to 2119 code for a protein of 342 amino acids. Gene Ontology annotation, molecular function: protein binding. The record is from RefSeq and is a predicted model, not a curated record.